Pseudozyma hubeiensis SY62 is the source of this 3765-nucleotide messenger RNA. RefSeq lists its product as hypothetical. Gene Ontology annotation, cellular component: microtubule organizing center; cytoplasmic microtubule; mitotic spindle midzone. Gene Ontology annotation, biological process: mitotic spindle assembly. The record is from RefSeq and is a predicted model, not a curated record. NCBI's taxonomy places the organism in Eukaryota, Fungi, Basidiomycota, Ustilaginomycetes, Ustilaginales, Ustilaginaceae. Bases 1 to 3765 code for a protein of 1254 amino acids. Gene Ontology annotation, molecular function: microtubule binding. The transcript has a single exon.
AUGGCGGAUCCAGACGCCAUCUACGAGCUGGCGCAACGCAUAGAGUCCAACAUCGAGGUUGACAAAAAAGUGGCUGCGCUCCACUCCUUACAAUCCCUGAUCCAGGACGCCGGCUAUGUCGUCGAAGCGGAUGCCGUCACCUCGGCGAUCAAGGUGGCGCUCAAACAUGCCAACCAGGCACUCAGCACCGCCUCCCUUUCAUUCAUACCGACUUACGCAUCCAUGAUCCACACCAGCGAUGGGUCCGAGUCUCAUUCGCUUCUCACCCACAAUGUCCGCAUAUUGAUCAAUUCCGUCUGCCUGCUUGUCAUCGAGAAGCUCGGCGAUCAAAAAGAGCGCAUCCGGGAAGCCGCCCGUACGGCGCUCGUCGAACUUGGCAAUGCUGCGUACGCCAUCAGCGCUGCACAAGUGACAACGUCAGGGAAGGGCAAGGAAACAGAGACACCGCUCGGCGUCUUCGAACGUACCCUUCGCGAGGCAGGUCUCGCUGCAAAGUUUGCCAGGAUCAGAGAGCAGUCCGUGCUGCUGCUGCCAGUCUUGCGACAGAAUUGCGAAAAGUACCCUGUCCGACCUCUGCUUCCCAUCACAGUGGAGCUGCUGCUGGAUGCAGACGCUACAGUCAGGGAGGGCGCUCGAUCUACCUUGGUCACGCUCUUCAGUAGCGCCACGCCCGCCGCCAAAGCAGAUCUGAAGAAGGAGUUGGAAAAGCGAGCAGUGAGGAAGCAGACAGCAGACGGCAUCCUGCGCGAGGUUCUUGGAGCGCCAUCAGCAGCAACUUCAGCGUCGGUUCUCAGUCCUCCACCACCAGCAUCGUUUGCCCCUGUGACUCGCAGUCAGUCCAAUACAUCUCACAGCGCUGACGUUCCAACACCGACCUCGCACACCAUGCCCGCAACCCCCGCCGCAGCAUCUGCAUCAACAACGGCUGCAGCCGACGACAUCCGUCCCGUCUACAUUGCUUCCCGAUCCGACCUGGAACGCACAUGCAGCACCAUGAUGCCCUUCUUCGAGGGCAAGGAAUCCGAACACAACUGGCUCAAUCGAGAGCAGUCCAUGAUCAAGAUCCGUGGUCUCGUCGUCUCCGGUGCGCAUCGGCAGUUCGGCGAGGCCUUCUUCGUCGCACAGCUCAAGAGCGUCCAAGAGGGCAUCCUCAAGUGUGUCGCCAGUCUGCGCACCACCCUCUCGAUGCACGCGACCCACCUCAUCCAAGAGCUGGCCAUCGAGCUGGGUGACGACCUGGCUCCCUGCGUAGAGCCUUUCCUGAUGCAUCUCACCGGCAUGGCAGGUUUCACAAAGAAGCUCAUCGCCAAUGCGACGCAGGAAGCUGCUGCGGCAAUCAUGGUCAACGUAAGUUUCCGACCUCUGUACCUCCAACUCAUAUGGCAAGGUGUACAGGAUAAGAACGUCGCUACCCGUACAGCGGCUGCUGAGCAUCUCGCCACGGUUCUGACGCACCAUGCGGCGCAUCGAAAGCACGCUGUCGAGUCUCACGGCGGCCUGGAUCUGCUGGACAAGUGUAUGAGGAAAGGCGUCGGUGAUUCCAACCCAGCUGCGAGGACGAAGAGCAGGCAAGCGUUCUGGAUCUUUUACAAGUACUGGCCCGACCAGGCCAACGUCAUUCUGAACUCGUUGGAUCCGUCGACGAAGAAGCAGGUUGCGGCGAUGGCGCCGCCCGAUGUCGAGACCGAGGCGAUCGUGGAGGUGAAGCCCAAGGCGGCGGCUGGGCCGGUCAGGGCGAGACCGGGUGGGGCAUCGAUGGCGUUGAUGCAGGCGAAGAAGGCGGCAGCGAUGAAGGCGGCGCAGGAGAGGGAGAGGAAGACGGCGGAGGAUGCGGCUGCUGCACACGAGGCGAGGGUGGCUACGGCUCGCGCUGCGUUGGUCGAACAGCAGCAUCAGCAAGAGCUGUACCAACAGCAGCAGCAACAGCAGUGGGAGCAGUCGGCGGAAGAGUUCGCCACUCCAGUCGCCGCACCACCGAAGAAGACUACAGGGUUCAUGCCAAUCAAGAAUCGCUCGCAGCAGCAACAUCAGUCGUCGAUGAAGUCGGCGACCGCGUUGUCGGUGCUGGUGAGUCCCACGGCGCAUCAACGGAUCGAGACGGCGAUCGCGGUUCCUCUGCCGACGAGUCCGACUCCCGUGGCGGCUAAUCAUGGGCGAGGAGGAGGCGUAAGCGGUACGAGCCUGUCCCGUACAAGCUCGGAAACGUCCUCGCAACCGCGUUCGCCCGGUCUCAGCCCGAUCGCCGCUCGCACCCGCGCGAUCUCCUCUUCGUCGUUCUCAUCGCAAGGUUCUUCCAACUCAGCUCGAAUGCAAGCUUCCACCAGCACGCCCCGAUCACAUCGUCCAGCCGCCGCGACCAGUUCAGCACUUGACGCCGAUCUUGAAAACCUCAGCAUCGCUGGUAUCGAUGACGACGCGGACGCCACCGGCGAUGCGACGCAGCAACCGCGUUUUUCCGCCCAUCAGGAGAACGACGAUACGGUGCAGCUUAGCGCUCCUGACGCAUCGAUGGAUCUGAUGGGGAUGAACUUCAGCUCGCCCUUCAAGAUCCCUGCAUCAGCGACGUCACGCUCCGCGAAAACGCAAUCGGUGCUGGUGGAACGUCAGAACGCACUAGAGUCGUUGCAGGCGAGCAGCACACCACAGAAGAGGACCGUUUCGACGUCCAGCGCGUCGAGCAAUUCUUCGACCCCGGGAAGUGCGGUGCGAAGGUCCGGGUUGCCAAGGCCGGUGUCGACGAUAUAUGCGUCGACCGGGGUGCCGGGCUCGGGGGGAGUGCCGAGGAGCACAUCGAACAGGGUGAUGCUUGCGACGCCGACGAGAGCGGCGAGUUCGGGAAGUGGCGUGCUGGAGAACAGGGCGAAGCGGUUGGAAUCGCAGCAAGUGUCGCCGGUGAAAGCGAGGCCGGAGGUGUGGGAUUGGGUGCAGAGUCUGGCGGGAGGUAAGGCGGAUGUCAAGGUUUUCAGACGUUUAGCUAGGUUGAGCAGCGAGUUCCGGGUGGAUACUGCUGCGACGGCUGGAGGGGAUGGAGAUGAGACGGUUUUACGACCGGAUAUCCCGCAAAAUGGGAUGGAGAAGGGUGUUGAGAUGUGGAUGGAAGGAGGACUGUUUACGGCGAUUUGGGAUGGGUUGAAAGGCUACCUCCGCGUGGAUGGCGGUGUCAGUGGAGAACUUCAGCUGAGCGCACAAGUGGUGUUGCUUCGGAUGGUGGAGAAUCAAUCCCCUCUCUUCGCGAACACUAACCGGGAAGGUGAACUGCUGCAGCUCGUGCUCACCUCCAUCUCUACGCUCUCCACCUCCGCACCGGGCGGUGGAAGCAGCAGCGUCGUUGCGCGCAAAGCAGCCAUCCAAGGCUUCGAAUCCAUCCUCUCCACCUGGUCGACACUCACAGAUCCAGUCCUCGGAUUCGACUCCCUCCUCUCCUCCACCACCACCUUUUCCUCCCCGUCGACAACCACGCUCAUCAAAUCAGGGUUUACACCGUUGCUCGUUCGACUGCCAUCCGAACUGGUGCUGGAAGACUUUCUGCCUCGACUUCAGCCUCUGCUGAACUCGGCGUUGAACUCGUCCGCUGCAGAGGUGCGGUUGACUGCGGUGACGAUGUUGAAGAAGCUCAAUGAUCGGAUGGUGCGCGAGGGCGUGGUGGACAGCCAUGAGAGGAUCUUUUGUUGUUUAGGGUUGGAUGAGGAGGGGGAAGAGGAGGAGGAGAGGAGGAAGAGGAGAGCCUUGUUGGAUGUGCUGAUGUAUUAUUUCUCGAAAAAGUGA